CGACGAGUUGUCCGAGUGCGGGCCUGAGAGCACCAAUAACAGAUGUCUGGUGGAAUAUUCUCCCCCUUGGAUAAUCUGUACGAUUUGGACAAUGCAAAUUGCCACCCCCUGGUCUGUCAUCUCUGCUAUGAACAGUAUGAACAUCCUUGCCUGCUGGACUGCUACCAUACCUUUUGUGCCACCUGUCUGCGGGGUAGGGCUACAGAAGGACGCCUCUCCUGCCCUCUCUGUGGACGUCUGUCAAUUGUGAAGGGUACCAGUGGGCUCCCAAAGGUAGAUCGAUUGUUGAAAUUCUUGGUUGAUAGCUCAGCCGACUGCGAGGAGAUUGUGCAGUGUGCAAACUGUGACCUGGAGUGCAAGAAGCAGGACGCAGAUGCCAUGUUUUACUGCAACACAUGUAACCAACCUCUCUGUAGUUCCUGCCGAGAUGAUACCCACAGAGCAAAAAUGUUUGCUCGGCAUGAGAUUGUCACUCUCGCCAAACGCACCAAGGAGCUGCACAAGAAAUGUCCUCUUCAUGAGGAACCAUACAUCAUGUUCUCUACGGAAAAGAAGUCCAUGCUCUGCAUCAACUGCUUCCGGGACAUGCAAGUUGAGAGCCGAGCCCACUGUAUCGACAUAGAGACUGCCUACGUGCAAGGUUGUGAGAAGCUGGACCUAGCUGUGAUGGCAGUAAAGGAGCUUCAAACAUCUACACGAGAGGCCAUCAUUCUUCUGAAAGCCAUGAUUGACGAAGUGAGACUCAAUGCCAAUGAAGAGGAGUCGGCCAUCAGCUCACUGUUCAACAGUAUGCAGGAAAAAUUAGCUGAGAAGAAGAAAAUGUUGCUCAAAACUGCUCAGAACCAACAUGAAGAGAAAGAGAAAGCUUUUAAAGAGCAGCUUUCGAAUAUGGCUGCACUCCUGCCCACUCUUCAGGUCCAUCUCGUCACCUGUUCUGCUUUCCUCAGCUCUGCCAAUAAAUUUGAGUUCCUGGACUUGGGCUAUCAACUGAUGGAGAGGCUGCAGAAGAUUGUUAAACUACCCCAUCACUUGAGGCCAACACAGAGCAGCAAGAUCAACACAGAGUACAGGUCAGAGUUUGCAAGGUGUCUUGAACCUCUGCUCUUCCUGAACCAAAGGCGUUCUGGAUCAGUGACAGGAGGUGGCUCAGGAACAGGAAUUAACAAUGGAUCUGGAAUGAACUUAGUGGGCACGAAGACAUUUCCAGCUUCUGCCUCUCCUGCAUCCCUGAGGGACAUGUCCCUGACAAAUGCUGUGACGUGCAAGCCUACCUCCCAUCGCUACAUUAGCACCAAGGUCCUGCUGGCAGAGGGAGGGCACAGCCCCUUCAUGGAGCAUUGCCGGAAUUACGAGAAUACUUUCAGGGCCCUACAGACAGAACUACAGACACUGAAAGACCAGGUGCAAGAGAUGCACCGUGAUCUGACCAAGCACCACUCGCUCAUCAGGACAGAUGCAAUGGGUGAGAUCCUACAGAAGUCACUGCAAAUGGAUACUCAGAUUUCCUCCCAGUACUCCUCUGUGGAGACCAUGAGGACCAUGUUUGAAGAGGUUUGGGAGGAAACCUAUCAGAGAGUUGCAAACGAGCAGGAGAUUUAUGAAGCACAACUUCAUGAUCUGAUGCUGCUCAAGCAAGAGAACCUGUACCUAACGACAAUCACCCGCCAAAUCAGCCCAUACAUUCGCUCAAUUGCCAAAGUGAAGGAACGCUUGGAGCCCAGACUUAAAGAGCCAAAGGAGAUGAAGGAUGACAGAACAGAUAACAUGCUGAAGAUUUAUGAUGAAGGGUCUAUUAUGACUUCAGAUGGACAGUACAGGAAUGACCUUGCUUGCAUGAGUGAAGAUAAGGAAAAACUGAUUGACAACAAAGACAUGGUUAUUGACAACCGAACUCUAAAUAUUCUGUCCGAGGAUUCUGAAGUGAAAUGCAAAGACUUGUAUCGCACAACAAAGCUGAAGAGUGGAUUGGACAGCCCUGACAGAAAGGAGCUCACCUUAUAGUACAGGAGCACAAGAGACACAUCCUUCCAUUAAUAGUGACAGCUACAGAUUGUAAAUACAACAUAUUGAUUUUACCAUGGCUCUGGAAGCUGUUUCCUAUUCAUAAAC
Molecule: messenger RNA, 2109 nt
Organism: Pristis pectinata (smalltooth sawfish)
Lineage: Eukaryota; Metazoa; Chordata; Chondrichthyes; Rhinopristiformes; Pristidae
Gene: rnf207b
Product: ring finger protein 207b
Exons: 18
Coding region: 43-2001 (652 amino acids)
Biological process (GO): regulation of cardiac muscle contraction; regulation of heart looping
Cellular component (GO): perinuclear region of cytoplasm
Molecular function (GO): Hsp70 protein binding; zinc ion binding; transmembrane transporter binding
Source: RefSeq, a predicted model, not a curated record